Dicentrarchus labrax (European seabass) is the source of this 3406-nucleotide messenger RNA. It is a transcript of the gene pth3r, whose product is annotated as parathyroid hormone 3 receptor. Gene Ontology annotation, biological process: cell surface receptor signaling pathway; adenylate cyclase-modulating G protein-coupled receptor signaling pathway. Bases 362 to 2062 code for a protein of 566 amino acids. The record is from RefSeq and is a predicted model, not a curated record. The transcript is spliced from 13 exons. NCBI's taxonomy places the organism in Eukaryota, Metazoa, Chordata, Actinopteri, Moronidae. Gene Ontology annotation, cellular component: plasma membrane. Gene Ontology annotation, molecular function: parathyroid hormone receptor activity; G protein-coupled peptide receptor activity; peptide hormone binding.
AGGAGAUUUCUUCCACAGUGCUCCUUUCUCUCUCUUCCCAACAGAAACCUUCUCACUCUACAGACUGACUGCUACAUGGUGAUUAGUGAUGUCUACUGAGCCUCAAGAAGAAGACUGGAGAAAGGAGACAUUUUUAAAGGGGAUGUCAGAUGACCUCAGAGCUCAGGAAGAUCAUGUUAAAGGCUGUUAUUGACCAAUGAAACAAAGAGAAUCACUUAAAAACAAGAGGAGCGCUGAUGGGACAGCGCAGGAGAACCGCCCUUAACUUUGGGACACGAGUUCCUUCAAUGCAACUUGAGGAGGACAAGAUAAUCUGAUGUUAAUCAAACGUCCCGUUUAAGUCGACCGUUGAAAAGACAUCAUGUUGUCUGUACUGGGAACCGGUGCCAUGGCUCUUUUCCACAGUGUAAUAAUAGUGUCUGCGCUGAUUGACUCUGAUGAUGUCAUCACACGAGAUGAGCAGAUCUACGUUCUGAUUGGUGCUCAUGCCAAGUGUGAAAGGAACAUCCAGGCACAGAUGGCACUGGUUAAAGAAGGUGACUGUAUCCCGGAGUGGGACGGGAUCAUCUGCUGGCCACAGAGCAGAGCGGGUCAGCUGGUUUCAGUGCUGUGUCCAGAGUACAUCUACGACUUCAACCACAGAGGGCGAGCCUACCGCCAGUGUGAUACAUCGGGGAGCUGGGAACAGGUGCCAAGCAUUAACCGCACUUGGGCCAACUACACCGAGUGCACCACAUAUUUGACCUCCAACCACAGGAGCCAGGAGGAGAAGGUGUUUGAGAGACUCCAUCUUAUGUACACUGUCGGCUACUCCAUUUCUCUAGCAUCACUGCUGGUGGCAGUCUCCAUCCUCUGCUAUUUCAAGCGUCUCCACUGCACACGCAAUUACAUCCACAUUCACCUCUUCACCUCCUUCAUAUGUCGGGCAGUCAGCAUUUUCGUGAAAGACGCUGUGCUCUACACCAUCUCUUAUGACAGUAAUGCUGAGCCUGAGUUCACUGCACAGAAGCCCCAUAUGGCCGGCUGUAAAGUUGCUGUUACUUUCUUCCUUUAUUUCCUGGCAACCAAUCAUUACUGGAUCCUGGUGGAGGGGUUGUACCUACAUAGCCUCAUCUUCAUGGCCUUCCUCUCUGACAAGAACUACCUAUGGGCCCUUACCAUUAUCGGCUGGGGUGUUCCAGCUGUGUUUGUGUCUGUUUGGGUCAGUGCACGAGCAUCGCUGGCAGACACACAAUGCUGGGACAUCAGUGCAGGAAACCUGAAGUGGAUCUAUCAAGUCCCCAUUCUGGCAGCCAUUGUUGUGAACUUCCUCCUCUUUGUCAACAUUAUACGUGUACUGGCCUCUAAACUGUGGGAAACAAACACUGGUAAACUGGACCCUCGGCAGCAAUAUCGGAAGCUGCUGAAGUCCACAUUAGUCCUCAUGCCCUUGUUUGGAGUUCACUACAUGGUGUUCAUGGCUCUUCCCUACACUGAGGUCACUGGGCUGCUGUGGCAAGUCCAAAUGCAUUAUGAGAUGUUCUUCAAUUCAUCCCAGGGCUUUUUUGUGGCAUUUAUCUACUGUUUCUGCAAUGGGGAGGUGCAGGCAGAGGUGAAGAAGGCGUGGUUACGACGCAGCCUCACGUUGGACCUCAAACAGAAAGCCAGGAUGACCAGCAGUGGUGGCAGCUGUUACUACGGUGGCAUGAUGUCACACACCACCACCCAGAGUGUCAGCUUGUCUGCUGUCAAUCCCAGAGCUCUAUCCUUCACUGGAGUUGUGGUGGGCUCAGGUGGAACCGCUGGUGGAGGGUCAGGGAUCAGGCCGGCACGUCACAGCUCUCUCCACCCACAAACCAGCCUGCCCGGAUAUGUGUCCGGUGACACAGAGACCUCCAGCCCCCAACAGGAGCUGGCUGUGCGGAAGCCAGGGGGGACGGAGUCUGGAGUUUUUGCCAGGCAUGCCAGAAGCGGCAAGGGAAAUCAUGACCGCAAAGGUCCCGGAGCAUCUCCAGCCCAAAUCCCUGGAUCAGAAGAUCCAGACAGCUCCUUAUCUCUGAAAGAGCUGGAGACCAUCUUGUGACUGUUUGGAUAAAUGUUCAGAUGAGUAUAAAUGAGGUAUUAGACUAAAGACCAAGAUAUAUAUGAUAGGCAUGAAUCUUUCUGGCCACAUUUCAAGGAUUUACUUGUGUUGAGAUUGUUUUGUCAACUUCCUCUAAAGUCAAGAGAGAACUUUCAGUCUCAACUUGUAAGCCAACAGCUGGACAACCUCUGUUUGCUGAAGAAGAUUGUAUGAUUGAAAACUCCUGAACAGCUACUGAGCAGACCUUGUGGUGAGAUUGACAGCAACAGAGUUUUGUGGUUGUCUGGGUUUUUCAGUGGAUGGGAUCACAUUUCCAAUGCAUCAACAAUGAGGGAAUACACACACAUUUUCAUUUUGCAAAAUGACACCGAAGGCCUUCACUCAUUGUGACAUAUGUACCAAAUCAGUAUGCAUGAGUCUAUGAUGGUUUGUGUACAUCUCAAGUUAUAGGUACAAUUUCCUCAUGGGUCAGUGUACCUAAACUGUACAUACGUUUUUAUAUGCUUUCAACUGAUUUCACGUUGAAAUGUGAACAGAUAAAUUAAGCUAAAUAAAUAUGAAGCUGUGAUGGUUCAGAGAAUUUAGAAAAGUCAAAAGACAGACCUGGAUGUUUAAACAGGGAGAUUUUUCUCUGCCUCUUCAUAUCUUUCCUGUGUUGGAUUUCCAGGCCAGACUGGCUGACACCAGUAAAAUUGUGUGUGUGUGUGUGUGUGUGUGUGUGUGUGUGUGUGUGUGUGUGUGUGUGCGUGCGUGCGUGCGUGUGUGUGUGUGUCAGCGGCUGCUGUCUAUGAAUCUGCUGUAGCAAUCCUCCCAUUUCCAAAUAUUGACCUCCAUACGUAUCAGCCACACAUUUCUGAUGGAGGGGGCAUUACUCCACCGGGCUAACUGUCUACAAUUGAUUAUUUCCAAUAGUCAUGGUGUCCAGAUAGUAUGUCUAGACAGGUGGGACUUCUCUCUGCACCUUUGUUGUUGUCUACUCUCCCCUAUUUAUCAGUUUGACAGGACCCUGGGGGCUUUUUACCCAUUGCAGGCCAAACGGCAGCUCCUUCCUCUGUGUGACCUUUGCCCUGAAUGCCCUCACAACACCUUCCAGUAUUUCACACACUCCCCUCAGGCCUCGGCUCGGAGCAAGAAGCACCUGAGCUGCUUGUGGACCUCGAGCAUAAGUGACAAACCUGCAUCACAAGCCACCAGUAUUCACAAGAUAAACAGACAGGAAAUUGUGCCUGUAAAUAUUUUAGGACUGUUUUAGGUGCCCAGAAAUAGAGACGACUGUUCUGUGUUUAUAGGAUAUGUAAAGUGUAAGAUAACUCUGCUAAUUUAAUAAAUGUUUUUGGGAAAUUG